This is a messenger RNA of Anthonomus grandis grandis, 2073 nucleotides long. RefSeq names its product probable tRNA (uracil-O(2)-)-methyltransferase. The record is from RefSeq and is a predicted model, not a curated record. The transcript has 5 exons. NCBI's taxonomy places the organism in Eukaryota, Metazoa, Arthropoda, Insecta, Coleoptera, Curculionidae. Gene Ontology annotation, biological process: tRNA methylation. The coding region runs from base 296 to 2032 and encodes 578 amino acids. Gene Ontology annotation, molecular function: tRNA (uridine) methyltransferase activity.
UCGCAAUCUAAACCUAACCUCAAAAAUACAGUCAUGGUCUUCACAAUAACAUUUUCUGCUUUAUUUAGAGGCCUGUGUACAAAAAGUGCUCCGAAUGAAGCACUUAAACUGUAUAAACACUUAUUGAGACAGUGUGAAAAGUUGCCCAAGGGGCCCAGAGAGCAUUACCGAUUUAUGAUAAAGCAGGGAUUUAUUCAGCACAUUAGUGAACCAGAUAAAGAAAGAGUUAAGCAGAUAAUCCAGAGAUCUUACGAAGAUUGUGAUUGGAUUUUAAAAAAGUACCUGAAACAAUAACAUGUUCCAAAUACCAUUAGCAACAAGUUCCACAUGCAUCCCCCAAGAUAAAUUCUGGGAUGCGGUCCUUCUCUAUCACAACAGACCCAACUUAGUGAAUCGCAAAAUCACCGCUGUAUCACAGGCUUUACUAUGUGAGGUUUGCUUUAAAUCCAACUUACUUGAGCGGCUUAAUAGAUCAACUUUACUAUAUCACCUGAGGAGGCUUUCGAGUAUAGAAACAGUUAACGAGGCAUUUUUGAAAUCUUUAUUGGAGCCUUAUGAUCAAACCCUUAAGCUUACCAGUAUCACUCUGGAUCAGUUUAAGGUGUUGAGAAAUGGCCAGUUUAUUUCCCUAAGGGUUUUAUAUCCGAGAGCAAGGAAUCACCCAAAAGCUAUGGAAAUCGUGUUAUUAGACAAGGAGAGAUGUAAAGUUACUUGUCUAGCGGUUUCUGAUACGCAGAAACACUUUAUUGCACCCCCGUUCCCUUAUCAGAUAGAAUUGGCAGAUAAUGGAAUUUUAAAAAUAAACGUGGGGUCAUUUGAGGACGCUGAUACGGCACAAGCAGAGUGGUUGGCAGACAAGUUAUUCACGAAAUUAUUGAAAUGGGUGGACAGUGACGAUUGCGAUAAUAAGAGAAUUGUGCCAAGUUUAUCACUUGUUAAGGCUGACGAAUAUUGUUUGACUUAUAAUAGGCUGAAGGAGCUUUAUGGAAAUGAUCUUGUUAAGAAAUGGCCUUCAAAGUCUGGUACAGAUCCGCAAAAGUACGUCUUCGAAGAUAUAGCGAUAGCGAGCUAUUUGAUUUGUUUAUGGAAGGAGGAUCGGGAUGUUAGUUUUAUCGAUUGUGGGUGCGGUAAUGGUCUUUUGGUGUAUUUAUUGAAUCAGGAGGGUUAUCGAGGCUAUGGAGUUGACGUCAGGAGACGACCUAUUUGGGGCAUUUAUCCACCAACUACGAAGUUAGAGGUGGGUACAAUAGGCCCUAAUUCAACCUUUCCAGAUACCAGUUGGAUCCUGGGCAACCAUUCCGACGAAUUAACCCCCUGGAUUCCAGUGCUGGCCCUAAAAAGUAAUUCGAAUUUUUUCGUUCUUCCUUGUUGCCCAUACGACUUCAACGGGCAAAAGUUCAUUCGGAGAAAUACGUCGGUGAGCGCCUACGCGGACUAUCUGGACUACAUCGAAGAAGUUUCCGAAAAAUGCGGAUUUUUCACUGAGAUCGAUAAGUUGCGAAUCCCUUCCACGAAACGGACCUGUUUGGUGGGAAGAGAAACUACUACAAAAACUACUAUGAAUAAGCAGCAAAUUUUAAAAGAGAUUACUGAGCUGGUCGAACAGAAAACUGCUGAAAACUUCGUACAAAGAUCCGAUACGGAGAAAGUGCGUAAUUGCACCAAACUCGAUCGAUCUCUUAUAAAGGAAAUAGUGCAAAUCUGCGUAGAAAAACUCCUCCAAGAAGAGCGUCAUGUAGAGAAACCCGAUGGUACUAAAUGGAAUCAAGGAACCCAAGUCAGAAUAUCGGAACUCAUAAAGGAAAUACCCUCAAACAUUUUAAAACAGCUCAAACAAGAGUGCGGCGGCCUUCAAACACUUUUAAAAAACCAUCGGUAUAUUUUUAAGGUGCUGAAUGGAAUAAUUAGUUUGCAGCAGCCUUGUUGCAUAAAGGAAACCGAAAAGUAUAAAGAUAAACCUUGUUGGUUCUUGAAAAAUCAUCCUGACGGUUGUUUUUAUGACAGUAGCGAGUGUGGUUAUAAACAUGAAUAAAUAACUUAGUUUUAAUACAUUAAAAAGCCUUACAUGAAUAA